Molecule: messenger RNA, 3249 nt
Organism: Cryptosporidium ubiquitum
Lineage: Eukaryota; Apicomplexa; Conoidasida; Eucoccidiorida; Cryptosporidiidae
Exons: 1
Coding region: 1-3249 (1082 amino acids)
Source: RefSeq, a predicted model, not a curated record
AUGUUUAGAAUCAAAAAACUCAUUUUUUUGGCAUUAAUAAUAUAUUUAAAUGUAAUAGCCAGUUAUUGCAAAAGAAGUAAAAAAGCAGAAUGCUCAUUUGAAAAGAAUUUAGAGGAUAAUGCCAAUAUUAGGUACUUUGAAGUUAGUGUUACUUCGAAUACAGAACUUAAUACAAUAAAAAAUAUAAGAGAGCAUGUUAGCCUCCUUGAAAAAUAUAAUGAUCAAUCAUAUGAAUUGGCUGGGAAUUCAACCAAUUUAAAAAACUCUAGCUCAAGUUUGAUUGAUGAUGAUAUACUAUUUUUAGAGUCCUUUAUUUCAUCUUUCUCUACACAAUCCAACAUUUCGGCACCAUUUUCAACAAACGGUGUGACGAUUGAUUCGGUUCCCAUACACGAGACCAAUUGCAAUUCUGAUUUAAUAUUCGAAACAAACAAUGAAGAUAUUAAUAUAUCAAUAAAUAAUCAUUUGAUUUCUAAACUAAUUCCUGAUUUCGAUCAAAUUAAUAGAACGAUUUCAGUUAUACCCUGGAAAGUUAUUGAUAAUAUCGUUCUAAAUUUGGUCCCUGAAAUUCAAAAAAUAUCUUAUGAAUUUGCAUUAAUCUGUACUUCAAUUAGUAACAACAUCGAAUUAUUAAAAUCCUUUUCAAAUGGAUCCGAUAUUAAGCAUGUGCAAUGGGAAGCAUUACAAAUGGCUUCUUUUGCAAGAGGUUAUUCACGUUAUAUACUAGAGACAGUUUCAUUGGCGAUGUCAUUAGUAUUGAUCGCUCCUGAUUCUAAAGCAGAACCAUCUGUUCUUUCUGAUAUUAACUUUUAUUCAAUAAUUAAACAUCCAAAAGAAUUACUAAAUAAAUUAAGUGAACAGAAGGUUGAAGAGAAAAAAAACUAUGAAUGCAUAGAUUUUUUCGUGGAUAAGGAUAUCAAAAAUUCCUGUAUUUUCUGCUUUUCUAUUUUUUUAACUCUUUAUUCUCGAAUUCAGUGCCAAUUUGUAGAAGUUGGAAUUUCAAGAGAAUCAAUACUUGGUAUUAGGUGGUUAGAAGAAAUUCAUUCACAUAUAAAUCAAUUAGAUAAGUUUUUAUUAUCUGUAUGGAAUCAUUUCGUCAUUGAGAAAUACCCCAAUAGCUCUCAUUAUAUUCCUCCAAAACCGACUAUUUCAUGGAAGGCAUUUAAACUGAAACUAUAUGAAGAGUUCAGAAUAGGGUUAAAUUUCCAACAAAAAAUAAAGCUAAAUUCUGAAUUGGAUCUAAGUGAUCAUAUCUUUUUAAAUAGACGUUCUAAAAAAGAUUCAGAAAUUAAUAAUUAUAUUGAGCUAAAAUAUAUGGAUUCUAUUUCGAAUAUACUAGAAUUGAAUCAAAUUGAAAUAGAUGUAAUUGAGGAAACUAUAAAAGUAUAUAAUAAUAUCAUUGAGUUGAUGAAUUUCUCACAAAACGGAGUAUUGCUUGGCUCUAUAACAAAAUUAAGUAACUCUUUAAUGUCAAUAGCAAUAAUAUUAGGAACAUAUGGAGAUAAACAUUUGAUUAAUAUAGCCCUACAAAGUUUAAAAGAGAACCACCGUGAUAUCCCCAGUGAAGAAUGCAAGAGACUUCAUCGAGAAGUGAUAAUUGAUGAAUACUUUGAUCAAAGCACACUCACAAAUAUUUUUGUAAAAUAUAUUUAUUGUAAAAAUGAUCUAAGUUCACAAAUAAAUAGACAGAUUUCACUUCAUUUUAAGUACGAGCUAACAAAAAAGUUUUUGAAAAGAAUAUUAAUUUCUACAAGGAAUUCAUUAUUUGAUAGGAUAAGAGAAAGAGUUAGUGCAUCCAAAGUGAAUGCAGAAAUUAACUUUAAAAGAUCUUUUACCAGGUAUUUAUCACAGUUUCAAGUAAUAUUGGGUUUAGUGAAAAUAAUUAGAAUUAAGAUGGAUGAAACCAAUGCUAAACUAAACGAACUAUUGCAAUUAACUGACUAUUAUAUUUUAAAUCUUGAAAAGUUCAAAAUAAAACUUACAAGUUUUAUUUUCAAUAAUAGAUACUUUUUUUUAGAGAAAGGCGUUAUUGGAGAGCUAAAUGAUACAUCGUAUCCACUUACACCGAUUACAAUCUCUUUGGGGCCAUACUUAUUUGAUAUUGCUGGAAAAAAUUUAAGGGCAACGAUAAAUAAGUUGCGUUCAAAGAUAUCAUUACUGAAUAAGUUGAUUUCAUUUUCGAGAAAUAUAUUGAUCAAAAGAAGAUAUAAUAUUAAUGAAGGAUUAAAUUAUCAAGAAAAAAACAAAAUUUUAUAUUCAACUGCACUUAGAAUUUACAAUAACAGAGAUGAAUUAAUUGUAAUUAAUACUUUCACCAUGGUUUUGUAUAAAACUUUAAAAAACCUAGGAAAUUCAUCACUUAAACCUGUUAAAAACGAAUUUAUAAGUGAAAACUAUCGCUUUGAUUUCGGGAAAGAUGAUAGAUGCAAUUUAAAGAGCGACAUCUUAUCUUUGAAAGAAACUGAAUUAAUAGGGUGUAAAUUGUUUAACAAAAUGGUUGAAAUUAUACAAAUUGAUGAGCUUUUUAGUCUAUUGCAAAAACAAUUUAUCAUUAUUGACAAUACUGAGAGAAAAAUAUACUAUGAAAUUAGUGUGUUAUUUGACAAAAUUUGGCCUCAUCGCAACUUCAUUAAUAACAUCUUAUUUAAAAAUCUCUCUUCAAAGCUUUACACUUUAAAAAGCUUAUUAGAAAAUAUGUUGAUUUUUAAUGGAAUUGCAAGAAAUUCUUUAGUACCUUAUAUAAAUGGCAUGAACAACUUUGAAUGCUUAUAUGACUUUUCACUAGGUAGUAUAAGUAGCUUGGAAAAUGCUAUUAAAGAAUUCCCAUUCAAUAUCAGCUCGAAAGGGCCAAAGGCAUUCUUUAAAAACAUCACAAGUGCAAUUAAAGGAAUAUUCAUUAAAAGUGAAAGAACGAAAAACAGAGAGAAAAAGGCAAUUGUGAAGGAAGUUACUAGGCUUAGUAAGAUAUUGUUCUCACUUGAGCCAUAUGUAAUAAAUAUAGAUAUUUCUUUCAAAUUAAAUGUUGAAAAGCUGCGUUUUAUAAAGAUUGAAUCUCAAGAAAGAAUAAGAAAACUUUUCUAUUUGUAUAUACACUGCAUUUAUUCAACCUUAAAAAGCACAAUAUUUGUCGGAAAUCUUGAGAAGCGUUUUCCAAUUGAGGUUAGAGAAGAGUGGAAUGAAUUUAUCAAGCAAUUAAAUAUAGUUCAAGCUUCACUUUUUGGGCAGUUGUAUUUAAUUUUGGUAAGUUAA